Hydatigera taeniaeformis is the source of this 525-nucleotide messenger RNA. NCBI's taxonomy places the organism in Eukaryota, Metazoa, Platyhelminthes, Cestoda, Cyclophyllidea, Taeniidae. The record is from the annotation of a GenBank genome assembly.
AUGGCUCAACCAACUGGAAGUCGAGUGACUAUUGCGUACACCACUACCAGUGGCAUUGUGGAAGCAUUUGAAGUAGGCCUUGACAAUGGCACCCUCCACAAACUACUCUUUUCACUUCAACUGGAAGUGGAGAAUCCCACCACAAAGACAGUGGCUCCUUGUGCAGCAAACUCAGUUGCAAUUUUGCCUGAUCACAUUGCAGUGACAGGUGAUGACGGCAGCCUCCGAUUGGCCAAUUUGCAGGGUGUUUGGAUCACCAAAGCAAUUCGACACUUUGCUGCAGCUGUCAAAGUCAUCAGUCUGCCUAAACAAAAUUGUCUGCUAACCUUGGGUGCUGACCAUCGGUUGCUGCUAUGGCAAGUUGGGGAAGGAGGUGAAGUCUUCGUUCUGUCCGAGACAACAUUGACGGGACUGGGUGAUCCUCAGAACAUGUCUCUCCUCCCCACCAACAAGGCAGAGAAGGCAUAUUUAGUGAUGGUUUGUGGUUCUGGACUUCAACUGUGUUAUUUCAAAUUUGACAAAUAA